GCUCCCAGUACCCCCGUGUUCCAUAAUGGGAAGUGCCGGGUACCUUCCCCAAGAUUUGGAAAUCCACGUUUCUGCCCCUCAAUAUGUCCAGGGGCGGGGGUCUCCAUUCCCUCCCUCCAGAUGCUCCUGGGGGGCGCCUUUUCUCCCGCCAAGAUUGUGGGGCUCGGGCAGUGGGGUCUUUGGCUCCCCGAGAGAUCCCGGUGUUGAGAAGCCUCGCGCACCUCGGAUGAAAGGGGUAGCGGUGUCAAACCCUUCCUUCAGACCCUGCACUUGGGGUGCCUCUAACCCUCCCUCUCGUUCCUCCCUAAUAUUCUGGGAAAGCGAGUCACAUUUCCCCUUCGCGCAGUCCCUUGAGUUCAGUGGGGCCACCCCCCCCCCCCAAUACACAUGCCCCGCGGAAGCUCUUUGGAGGAAAUGGGACGAAUAGGCCCCUAAACCUUUCGGGAGCUUGUCUUAGGAAUCUCUCUAACCCUAGGAAACCUAGUCCCCAGAACGGUUAAUCUGCAUCUGGGUGUAUUUGCUUUCCACCUCGCCUCGCCCACCCCACCCCAGGGGGCCCAUUCAGUUCAUCACUUUGUGGAUGCCUUUCAGGUGACAUCCUAGACCCUGCCUCCCACCCCCAAGAUUAUUUAAAGACCCCACCACUGGACCGGCUCCCGGCCCUGGGUCAGGAUUUAUUUACCUUCCCGCACGAUCCCUCUUCCCAGCCCUUCCCCCCACGCAGUCCCCCACCCUCACACACCCCUUACCUUCCAAGCCCCACAGCCUCCUGCUCUCUCAUGGCACCCCCACCCUUCCCUGCCGAGGUGGUACCUUUCCGAGGGACUCUCCACUGGGUGUGUUGUUUAUGAGGCUUAGGGGACUGAGGCGAGCAGACGAAACCCUAAAAUAUUUAAUUGAAGGGAGUCGUCUCAGAUGUGUGUCGGCAUUGGGGUAGCAGAUGAAGGUUAUAUUUGGCAGUUAUAUUGAAGUGAUUAUUGACCCACAGAGGGAUCUGGGAGAGACGAUCGAGAUUGUAUUCACUCCCCAUGUACAAAGCCUGCUGCUGCUUUGACUUCUCAGCAGCCCCUAACCUUCCAGCAGCAGGAGAUCAAGUGUGUGUUCUGUGGCUCUCUUCUCGCCACUAAAAAUAAUGGUUCUCCGGUGGGUUGAGGCUUCUUUUAAAAACCAGACGAUCAGCCAAAGACAGCAUCCCACUUUGGAGUAUCAAAAACAAGUUCAUUACCUCCGGCCUUGAUAUUUGUUCCCAGUGGUGCAGCCUGUGCAGUGGGCUCUUUGUUCACCGGCUAAUGCUUCUGUUAAGCACCUCGUGCGUGUUCCUGGGGCUGGCGACUCUGUGGCAUAGGUAGCACACCGCCGCUGCCGUGGGGUCUGAUAGACGUGGUGAAGGUGUGUGAACGCAGCCUGAAAGGGAGGCUCUGCUCUGUGCCUGCACCAGCUGCCUCCAGGCCAACUACACGUGUGAGACGGAUGGGGCCUGCAUGGUUUCCAUUUUCAACCUGGACGGGAUGGAGCACCAUGUGCGCACCUGCAUCCCCAAGGUGGAGCUGGUCCCCGCUGGGAAGCCCUUCUACUGCCUGAGCUCCGAGGACCUGCGCAACACGCACUGCUGCUACACCGACUUCUGCAACAAGAUCGACCUGAGGGUGCCCAGCGGUCACCUCAAGGAGCCUGAGCACCCCUCCAUGUGGGGCCCCGUGGAGCUGGUGGGCAUUAUUGCCGGCCCAGUGUUCCUCCUGUUUCUCAUCAUCAUCAUCGUCUUCCUUGUCAUUAACUACCAUCAGCGCGUCUAUCACAACCGCCAGAGGCUGGACAUGGAGGACCCCUCGUGUGAGAUGUGUCUCUCCAAGGACAAGACGCUCCAGGACCUCGUCUACGACCUCUCCACGUCGGGGUCGGGCUCAGGGUUACCCCUUUUUGUUCAGCGCACAGUGGCCCGAACCAUCGUUUUGCAGGAGAUUAUUGGCAAGGGCCGCUUUGGAGAAGUGUGGCGUGGCCGCUGGAGAGGUGGCGACGUGGCUGUGAAAAUAUUCUCCUCUCGCGAAGAGCGGUCUUGGUUCCGGGAAGCAGAGAUAUACCAGACGGUCAUGCUGCGCCAUGAAAACAUCCUUGGCUUCAUUGCUGCCGACAACAAAGAUAACGGCACGUGGACACAGCUGUGGCUCGUCUCGGACUACCACGAGCACGGCUCCCUGUUUGACUACCUUAACCGCUACACGGUGACCAUCGAGGGGAUGAUCAAGUUGGCCUUGUCUGCCGCGAGCGGGUUGGCACACCUGCACAUGGAGAUCGUGGGCACCCAAGGGAAGCCUGGAAUUGCUCAUCGAGACUUAAAGUCAAAGAACAUCCUGGUGAAGAAGAAUGGCAUGUGCGCCAUCGCAGACCUGGGCCUGGCCGUCCGUCACGAUGCCGUCACUGACACCAUUGACAUUGCCCCUAACCAAAGGGUGGGAACCAAACGAUACAUGGCCCCCGAGGUACUUGAUGAAACCAUCAACAUGAAGCACUUCGACUCCUUCAAGUGUGCGGACAUCUAUGCCCUCGGGCUCGUGUAUUGGGAGAUUGCCCGAAGAUGCAACUCUGGAGGAGUCCAUGAAGAAUAUCAGCUGCCAUAUUAUGACCUAGUGCCCUCUGAUCCUUCCAUCGAGGAGAUGCGGAAGGUCGUAUGUGACCAGAAGCUGCGUCCCAACAUCCCCAACUGGUGGCAGAGUUAUGAGGCGCUGCGGGUGAUGGGGAAGAUGAUGCGGGAGUGCUGGUAUGCCAACGGCGCGGCCCGCCUCACCGCACUGCGCAUCAAGAAGACCCUGUCCCAGCUCAGCGUGCAGGAGGACGUGAAGAUCUAGCCGCCCCUCCCGACACGCCGCCCGGGCAGCGGGAACUACAGCCGAGCUGCCGUGUGGAGCAACAAUGGAGGCCUACCUCUCGUUUCUGCCCAGCCCUCUGUGGCCAGGCGCCUGGCCCGCAAGAGGGACAGAGCCCGGGAGACUCGCUCGCUCCCACGUUGGGUUUGAGACACGGACACCUUUUAUAUUUACCUCCUAGUGGCAUGGAGCCUCUGAGAGCGAAUGGUGUGGAGACCUCGGUGCCACGACCCGGACUGGCUGUAGUGGGAAGUCCCGCCCGGCCCGGCGCAUCUGGCAAGUAGCCUGGCGCGGGACGGCGGCGGCCGGGGAGGGCCCGGGAGGAGCUGAGCGGGGCCGGGGCCGCUGGUGCCGAGCGCGAGCUUUCCUCCGGGACCAACCGCAGCGCGGCGAGGCGGCCCAGAGGAACCAGAAGGACGGCCCCUCCUCCCCCGAGGACGCCCGGAGGGACUGCCGGCCGAGGCGGAGCGGGCCGCCCGUCUGUCCAGCCGUGUGUGCAUGUGCCGAGGUGCGUCCCUGUUGUGCCUGGUCUGUGCCACGCCCUUACACGUGUGUGUGUACGUGUGUGUCUGUAGGUGCGCACUUAACCUGCUUGAGCUUUCUGUGCAUGUGCAGGUCGGGGGUGUGGUCGUCGUGCCGUCUGGUCUGCGUGCUGGUGCCUCUGUCAGUAGCGAGCAGCGUCCUGUUCCCCCGGUGCCCUACCCCCCUUCCAGAACCCCCUCGUCCCCGUGGUACUCCCUCCCGGGCAGGCUGUGCCUCCGCCGUCGCCGUGUCAGCCCGGCCCUCCUUCCCCAUUUCCGACCGCGGAACCAAAGCUGGCCCAGUUGUCCGCAGCAGACGAGGGUUUUGGGGUCCAGAUUGGGGGGGGGGGAUGGGCAGGGAAAGAAUCUUGGCGGAAGCCUGCGGUGUUGUGCUCCGCGGCCACCGUGGGAAACGAGCCAGCCUGAGGGCAUCAAGGAAGGGCCAAGGAAUUUGAAGCCCAGAUCUUGGGACUCAGAUUGGAAUGUCACAUCUGUCUUUCAUAUCCCAGAUUCUGGAAACAGCAGUGUACAUUUUUGGUGGUGGUGGGUUUAGGGUGGGGAAGGGAAGGGAGGGGACAAGGAGCAGGGAGGGAGUCUGGGGCGGGAGGGAGGCAUCUGCAUGGGUCUUUUACUGGAUUAUCUGAUCUCGGUGGAGGGAAGAUGUGAGACUUGCAUCCACUUCAGGGGCUUCUUUAGUAAAGGGAACGGCCGAGCUGAACCUGGUAUUUAACCUGAGUGUAGUAUUUAACGACGUCUAGAAGCACGGUUGUGGGUGGUGGUUUGGUCAGCAUAUCUUAGGUAUAUAAUAACUUUGAAGCCAUAACUUAACUGGAGUGGUUUGGUUUUCUUUUUUUUUUUAUUUUAUUUUUUUUAAUUUUAUUGGGAGGGUCUGGAUUUUAACUUUUUUUAACUAUUAUUAAGUUUUUAUAAAAAGAAAACCAUCUCUGUGUGACAAUUACCUCUCAGUCUAUUUGUUUUUAAGGAAAUCCCUAUAAAAACAACCACACACACACAAAAGGCUCCAGUCAAACGCACAUAGUUCAAUCACACUGGAAAUGUCUGUCUUUGGACCUGAGCCUGUUCCCCCUACUGAGCAGCAGGAGUCCCUCUGCCGGGGGUUCGGGGGUUGGUCUCUCUUGCGCUCUGCCUCCCCUCCCAGCCCCGUAAGUGGGUUUUGCACUGGGGCCCUAGCCUUCUGUGCAUUAUCCCGCAGGUUGCACCUCCUCCUCCGGGCAUUUACUCAACAGACAUUCGUUGUGGGCCUGUCAGGUGCCAGGCACUGCUCUGGGCACUGGCAAACACAUCUGUGAACGAGACAGGCUUGGGUCCUCCUCUUGGAGCACUGACGACGGAACUGAUUCAAGUUAGCGGGUGCCUGUUUUGAGACCAGAAGUUUUCCUAGUUGGUUCUGAGAGCCUUUUGAGCCUGGAGUGGUUGCUCUGAUAUCUCAGACCACCAAGGAGCAAGGAUUGCCCCCCACCCCCACCCCCCCACCAAAGAGGCCGGCGGCAGGCAGUGAGACCCCCACCACUGCAUCCCUCCGCAGCCCCCUUCCUGCCCCCGGGAGGCACAGCGUGUGUGCAGCCCCAGAGCACCCCUGCCUCCAGCCCAGCAACUCUCUGCCAAAGCCUGUGGAGGAGGGGAGAGCCUCUCCCUGCUCACGUCGGUCUCCCCGGGGCUCCUGGCCUUCCUAUUUAUUUUCCCGAUGUACUGCUUCUUUCCUUGCGUAAAAGGAGAUCGUCCCCUCACCCUUUGGGCCAAUUUACUGGCCACUGAUGAACUUCCCUCGCAUACCAAUCGUGUCAUUGGGGGACCUUCUUCCCCACCCCUGCUGACGCCCCACCUGUCCACCCUGCGGCAGGCAGAGCGAGGCGGGUGCCAGGAGGUGAUGGAAUCAGACUCCUCCCCAGCCUCAGCCAGCCUCUGGGAUCUGCCAACACUCCUCGACCCCAGGGACUCCCAAGCCACUCGGCCGCUCCCCAGGUGGCUCUGCUGUCCUCACCACACACUCCUCCAGCUUCGGGGAAGACUGAGCGGUUUGGGGAAGCUCCCAGCCCCGCUGCCGCCACCACCACCACCACUCUUAACCCAGGAGUUGGGAGUUAAAGAGUUGAGGAGAAACUAAAGCCGAGGUUUUGGCCCCCUGAGGCUAAACUAACCCUGAUCCUUAGGGCUACCCACACCUCUGGAUUCUGGAUUCACAGACCAAGUCCAAGCCCGUUCUUAUGUCGCCAUCAAGGCCCCCGAACGGCAUUCUCGGUACUUCUGUUUGUUUUUGUACAUUUUAUUAGAAAGGACUGUAAAAUAGCCACUUAGACACUUUACCUCUUCAGUAUGCAAGUGUAAAUAAGUUGUAAUAUAGGAAAUCUUUUGUUUUAAUAUAAGAAUGAGCCUGUCCAGUUUCUGCUGUACAUUAUUAAAGUUUUAUUCACAGAG
Messenger RNA from Sus scrofa (pig), 5818 nucleotides. RefSeq names its product activin A receptor type 1B (gene ACVR1B). Gene Ontology annotation, molecular function: transmembrane receptor protein serine/threonine kinase activity; ATP binding. Gene Ontology annotation, biological process: cellular response to growth factor stimulus; cell surface receptor protein serine/threonine kinase signaling pathway; protein phosphorylation. The record is from RefSeq and is a predicted model, not a curated record. Lineage: Eukaryota; Metazoa; Chordata; Mammalia; Artiodactyla; Suidae. Gene Ontology annotation, cellular component: plasma membrane; signaling receptor complex.